AUGGCCUCGCUGCCACUGGGACCUCACCACCAUAAUCCUCCAGAUCACCACCAUCUCGACUCUGCCUUAAUGCUCGCCACUGCCACUGCCACUGCCACCGCCACCACCCAACCUCGUCGCACGGAGAUGGACUCCGACAAGGAAAUGUCUGCUGCUGUUAUUGAGGGGAAUGAUCAAGUCACAGGUCACAUCAUUUCCACCACAAUUGGGGGCAAAAAUGGCGAACCCAAGCGGACAAUUAGUUACAUGGCAGAGCGUGUUGUUGGCACUGGAUCGUUUGGAAUUGUUUUUCAGGCUAAAUGCUUGGAAACGGGAGAGACAGUGGCUAUAAAAAAGGUUUUGCAGGACAGGCGGUAUAAAAACCGUGAGCUUCAAUUGAUGCGCUUGAUGGAUCACCCGAAUGUGAUUUCUCUUAAGCACUGUUUCUUUUCUACAACAAGUAAAGAUGAGCUUUUCCUAAAUUUGGUAAUGGAAUAUGUCCCUGAGACUAUGUACCGGGUUCUUAAGCAUUACAGCAAUGCAAAUCAGAGGAUGCCACUCAUAUAUGUCAAACUUUAUACAUAUCAGAUAUUUAGGGGGCUGGCUUACAUCCAUACUGUUCCUGGGGUUUGCCAUAGGGAUAUGAAGCCUCAAAAUCUUCUGGUUGAUCCUCUUACCCACCAGGUUAAACUUUGUGACUUCGGAAGCGCAAAAGUUCUGGUCAAAGGCGAAGCAAAUAUCUCAUAUAUUUGUUCUCGUUACUACCGGGCUCCAGAACUCAUAUUUGGUGCAACUGAAUACACAACGUCUAUUGAUAUUUGGUCAGCUGGCUGUGUCCUUGCUGAGCUUCUUUUGGGACAGCCAUUGUUUCCUGGAGAAAAUGCAGUAGACCAGCUUGUAGAGAUCAUCAAGGUUCUUGGUACUCCAACACGAGAAGAAAUCCGAUGUAUGAAUCCGAAUUACACUGAUUUUAGGUUUCCUCAGAUUAAAGCACAUCCUUGGCAUAAGGUUUUCCACAAACGUAUGCCUCCUGAAGCAAUUGAUCUUGCUUCACGGCUCCUUCAAUAUUCACCAAGUCUUCGCUGCACUGCACUAGAAGCGUGUGCCCAUCCUUUCUUUGAUGAGCUUCGGGAGCCCAAUGCUCGCCUUCCAAAUGGUCGGCCUUUGCCCCCACUUUUCAACUUCAAAAAGGAAAAGGCGUAG
Messenger RNA from Ilex paraguariensis (yerba mate), 1182 nucleotides. The record is from the annotation of a GenBank genome assembly. NCBI's taxonomy places the organism in Eukaryota, Viridiplantae, Streptophyta, Magnoliopsida, Aquifoliales, Aquifoliaceae.